Messenger RNA from Octopus bimaculoides (California two-spot octopus), 5033 nucleotides. RefSeq names its product zinc finger protein Noc. The record is from RefSeq and is a predicted model, not a curated record. Gene Ontology annotation, biological process: negative regulation of DNA-templated transcription. NCBI's taxonomy places the organism in Eukaryota, Metazoa, Mollusca, Cephalopoda, Octopoda, Octopodidae. Gene Ontology annotation, cellular component: nucleus.
GUGUGCGUGGAUAUAUCGAUCCCAAAAUUAUAUACCUCUGUUAUACAAAAUACGCGCAUGUUCACGGAUAAGUGUUAAAACCCACACCAGUAGACAAUAUAUAUAUAUAUAUAUAUGUAAUAUUAUGUAUAUAUAUCAUACACGUACAGGAAUUACACACGCAUAUGAACCGCUCAGAGUCUGUCUGUUUACAAAAUUCUGCUAAGACUUAAGAACGGCUUCCACGUUAUCUAUUGUAUCUUGCAGCUGUUAUUAUUUCGUGUCAGUAUUCUUCAACCAAUUAAUUACAACAACAAAGCAAUAAUAGCGACGAUUAUACUACCAACCAAGUAACCAGCCAACCACAUUUUUAUCACGGAAUUUUAUACAUAUCAAAGGAAACAAGAUCGACCCCACUUUAAAUUACACAAGUACCCAGAACACAAGGAUAUAUAUUACCGUAUAUAUAUUAUGUAUAUAUUAUAAUAUCUAUUGUUUUUUGGAAAAGUCGAAGUAAAAGUUGUUUUGUUGGUCGCCUAACGAAACAAUGAAUAAAUAAAUAUAAUGAAAUGAUUGCCUACUAAACCAAAAAACAGACUACGCAGCAAAGAAGUUAUUGCCAUCAACGUGGUUAGGACACCUGAAAGGGCUUGUUGCACUAUAAAUACAAGGUGCCACUAUAAACUCCACCAGUAAACCACGAGGCGCGUCUAAUCUCGAACUAAAAAAACCCCAUCUAACUAUAUCUAUUGCCGAGGAAGGAUUUCUUACGUAUUUAUAAUUAAAAAAAAAAAAUUUUGUUUAUCUCAAAAAAAAAGAAAAGAAAAAGAUCUCACGAAGUUGAAUCGUCUGAUUUUUUAAAAAAUUAUAUAUAUAUAUAUAUUUACAUAUUCUUUAAUUCUUUUUCUCUCUCCCCCACCUCUCUUUAUAUAUAUAUAAUUAUAUAAUCUCAAUGUUGUUAUCAUGCUUCUAUGCAUGGAUAUAUUACAGCAAUAUAUAUCAUACAUGUGAUAUUUCGAAUUAACGCAAGGCCUUUUUUUUUUCAUUAUUUUACCGAUUGGUUGAAUAAAGAUUCUAGUGAAAAGGAAAAUUUCCGAGUCUACGCUGACAACAACAACAAAAAAAAAAUUUUUUAAAUUUAAAAUUCCACCUUAAAUCGUUACAAUGUUAACACCAACUUCUACACAGUACCAUUACCCGGAGUAUUUGCAGCCUUUACCAACAACGUUGGACGCUAAAAAGAGUCCCCUAGCUCUUCUGGCACAAACCUGCAGCAGCAUUGGUAAAGACACCAGUCCAUCUUCUAAACAGAUUAUCCCACCAAUUGAAAAGAAAGAAAAUGGAUCAUCAGACCUAAAAGAGAAAUCUUUGAAGGAUUUACACCACUCUGAGAAAUCGAUCGACAUCAAACGGAAUUCAGAAAAUGGCGAGAAAAAAGAAUCUGGGCGUGAAUCAGGAAAGCCCGGGUUUCGCACGAUCCCACCAAAAGAGAUUCCACCUCUGGUACCAAUUUCAAGUUCUUCCAGUGAGAGAACCAGCGUUUCUUCGCCAACGACAGAAGUACACAGCGGUAGUCAUAAAUCAUCGUCUUCAUCGAGCUCACUGUCAUCUUCAGAGAGUUCUGUAAAUUGUUCUUCCAUAUCUAGGCCAAUGUCUGCCAAUUGUACGAGUGCAUCUCUAACUAGUUCUGGUCGAAUGAGUAUGGGAAGUGUGUCGGACUUGAGUCAUCCCGACUCUGCAGGAAUUACAAAAACCUCACUUUCACAACACACACCAUCUUUGUUAACGCAUUCCUCGUUGAUCGGUGGUGGUCUCAAGUCUGCCAGUCACCCUUCACUUUUAUCAACUCUCCCUGCGGCCUCACUAGCCAGUUAUGGUUGUUUGCCACUCGUAGGACAUGGCAUAGCAAUGGAUGCUGCCGGAAACAGUCCAGUUUAUCCUUCACAUCUGGCUGCUCAUGCUGGGCUCAGCCUAGCUUCGGCUGCAGCGGCAGUUGCAGCUAAUUCCUCUCCUUUGAAACUUGGUGCUCAACCAUCAGCUGUUUCUCCAUAUUUUGCAUAUGCUCGGGUACGAACCCCAACUGGGGCUACAACAUUGGUACCGGUUUGUCGUGAUCCUUAUUGCACCAAUUGCCAAAUGACUCUUCAGAAUGCACACUUAUCCUCAACAUGCACUUCCCCUGGAUGUACACAAUGUGCACAUGAAAAGUCUCUUUUACAAACAAGCAGUCUGGGUCUUACUUCUGCUGCCGGUUUACCUAUGCUUUCUUCUGUAUCAACCUUGGGCACUCCGGGUGCAGCUUUAACUGCCAAUCCGUCCUUAGGGUUUGGCACGUCUUUUUAUCCUCACUCUAUGCUUGGCACGCAAUUACCUUAUAUUUGCUCAUGGGUAGCUGGAAACGAUUACUGCGGCAAGCGAUUCUCGACAUCUGAAGAACUUCUGCAACAUUUAAGGACACAUACAACAGUCAACGACACAGCAGCUCUUGCUGCUAGCUACAACCUUUCCUUCCCCUCUGUAUCCUUGCCGAGCUGUCACGGACAAUAUACUACUACGGGAUCUAUCAGCCCGAAUUCACUAAGAAGAACGUAUCCCACGAGUAUAAGCCCUGUAGGUAGUCUUCUUAGUGCAGCUAGGUAUCAUCCUUAUAAAACUCCAUACACAAGUGUCCCAUCAGGGGUCUCUGGUGGAAUCCCACUGAACAGCAUUGGAGGAGCAUAUCUAUCUCCUUAUUCAACUUUAUAUGGACAUCGUUUGGGGGCAGCAGCUGUCCCAUGACUAUAUACCGAUUUUAAGUAACAAACUAAUAAGUUUUUCAGUCUUUCUAUUUUGAACUGGUUCCUUGCCCCUUCAGUCAUGUGUGACUGAAUGAUAAUUACAACAGCAACAGCACACAUUACAUACAUACAUGCAAUGACACCUGAAAAUAAAAUCACACACACAUACAUAUACACAUGCAUACAUGGUAUGCAUAUAUAUAUAUAUAUAUAUAUAUAUAUAUAUAUAUAUAUAUAUAUAUAUGAUGUAUGUAUAAUAAGAGAAAUAUUAUGUAUAAAAUAUUGUAAUGAUAAACAAUAAAGAUGAGUGAAGAAAAACAUUUGUAAAUGAAUGAGUAAAUAUCGUUGCAAUGUAAUGAUAUACAGAACUCGUCUUCUCUCUUUCUCUUUCCCUACUCUGUAAUAUGCAACUGCGCAUGUGUGUGUGCGUGUCUCUCAGAGAUUAUCUUCUGAACACAAUCAACACACGUGCGCACAUGGUUAUGUGUGUAAGUGAGUUUGUAUAUGCAUGUGCUUAUGUAUACGUAAUGCACACGUAUUCAAACAUGCGCAUACGAAUGCAUACAUACAUACACGCACACACACAAAAAAAAAACACAUAUACAUAUAUGUAUAUAUAAGUCUUAAUUACGUAUAUGUUUAUAAAUGUGAUGUAAAGUGAUAAUAAACAAAAAUCGUUGAGAAUGUCAGUCACUAGAAGCAUUGAGAAUACUUGAAACUGUGUGACUACACUAUGUAUAUAAUUAUCUCUAUGUGUGUUCUUAUAUAUAUAUGUAUAUAUAUAUAUAUAUAUAUAUAUAUAUAUAUAUAUACACUGUUAAUAUAUAUAUACACACUAUAUAUAUAUAUAUAUAUAUAUAUAUGUAUAUACAUAUAUAUAUAUUUAUCUACACCAUGUAUAUAACUAUCUAUAUGCGUGUUUAUAUGUAUAUAUAUAUAUAUUUAUAUGUAUAUGGGUAUGUAUAUAUAUAUAUGUAUAUAUAUGUGUAUAUAUAUGUAUAGUGGGUGAGAGUGCAUGUGUGUAUUUUGAGACAAACCCUUCAUCGAAACAACAGCAACAACGACAACACUAACAGAUGGCGUUUUUGUUCUGUUUUUGUUCCCUUUCUUUUAUAUUUUUUUUAUAUUUCAUUUUGAUCGUCCUCUCUUCUUUUUACUUUAAACAAGACACAAAAGGUUUUAUUAUCAUUAUUAUACAUGCGUAAUUUUUUUUUUUUUUAACAGGAAAAAAAAAACUGGGUUUUUGAUUGCCUGCCCCCAUUAUUAAAUAAUUAUAUUAGUGUGUAUUUCAUGCAAUCCAAGUCGCUGUAGGGAUAAAGUGAAACCACCCUCCUCAUUUGUAGUGAACCUAAACUGUAGAAAUGUAAUCGAUGCAAAGUUGGUCAGCGAAAUGCGUUAAAACAAGAGCUCUUGACUCUUCUGCCAACCACCGUAUCGUAAAUAGUAAUUGUUUCUAACAUAGACAUAUGGCUUGGCCAUUAAUAAUAAUAAUAAUAAUAAUAAUAAUGAUGAUGAUGAUGGUUUUUAUGAGUUUGUCUCACAAAACUCAUCACUAAUCUGUGCAACGUUCACAUAGUGUAACUCUAUAUCACUUAUGUUGAUAUAUUGAUGUACAAGGUCGAGAGCCAUCUACACCCUUUCACCCAUCUCUGCCUCUUCUUUCCUUCCUUCCUUCCUCCCCCACGCUCUCUCUCUCAUUACUACUAAUAACUUACACCAUCCUUAGAAACCCAUUCAAAUGCAUUAAUGUUUAAUUUUUUCUUCAAUUAACAACCUGUUUUAUUUAUUGUUAUCUUUUGUUGCACAACCACCAACAUAGAAAAUAAUCUGAAGGGGGUCGUGGUGUGUAGUUGCUUAACUAAUACCCCGACCCACAUUUUUGAAAUAAUCUCAAAUUUAGUAUUCACCUAUGUGGACAUCUGGUUAGCUUGAGACGGGUGGUACAAGAUGAAAAUUUCUGCAUAAUACGUCCCCCAUUUUAAACUCAAGGGACGAAGGUUCGAACAUUUUGCUUUUCUUUCUUCCUCUCUCUCUCUCUCUCUCUAGCUCUUUAGCUCUCUCUUUCUGUUUUUUUUAAUUAAAAAAUCUGUCUAAUUAAUUUAAAUCAAUUAAAGAAAAAAAAUUAUACAAUGAAAGCAGUGUUUUGGUUGUGGAUUUGUGAGUCUGUAUGUUUGGGACAACCGGAACUUUCAUUGCAUGCGUUGUGCAAUGCAUUGUAACUUGUCUAGAUUUUCUAACAUCAAACGAUGAUGCAAUAAAAUAUAUAUUAAAACUCCA